Ciona intestinalis (vase tunicate) is the source of this 2407-nucleotide messenger RNA. NCBI's taxonomy places the organism in Eukaryota, Metazoa, Chordata, Ascidiacea, Phlebobranchia, Cionidae. The record is from RefSeq and is a predicted model, not a curated record.
CACUCUCUCUCUCCGGGUAUGAUAGGCGCGUCAGAAAUUUGAUGAAUUGUGGCAUUUUCCGCGCAUGCGCAGUGCCCAGAAACAGUCUCAUUCGUGACCAGCUCUGAGGCAGAAUAGCCGUCGCGGCGUGCAGUGGGUGUAUAUUGCAGUAUUCAUUUUCAAACUGUCCGCUUUGUUUAUACUUUAUAUUUACCGCGCCGCAGGGAGCCCAAAACAACCUUAGUUGUUAUUGUGAGAAUUGAUUUAAAAUUUGGGUGAUCAAUUAUUAAUAUACAAACCUGCAGCAUAGCAGAGGUAAACAGCGUGUUGAACUGCAUCACAGUCAAACAAUCUCUACCGCACCGUAGGCACCCAUAGCUAUAUACGCUGCAAUUGAUCUGCUGCAGUCAAGUCCACAGUGAACGUUGUACAACGAGUGUCUCAACUGAGUAAAAAACAUGUAUGAUCUUCUACGACAGCUUACUUCAAACGACAGCGGAACCUUUACACCAGAUCAGAUUGACAACACUUGCGACAACCCGCAACCGAAUGUACCGUUCGCCGUGGUAUCUGUGGCUCUGGUAGUCCUCGGACUUUUCGGCAAUAUGGUUGUUGCAUUUAUUAUUCUUGUGUUACAAGAAUAUAAAAAAUCAGUAGCGAACUGGUACAUUCUGCAACUUGCAUUAGCCGAUACUCUGUUUCUGCUGAUGCUGCCUUUUACCGCAUCCAGUGAACUGGUCGGGCAAUGGACUUACGGUGUAGAGCUGUGCAAAGUAAAAGAAGCGAUUCUGUUCAUCAAUUACUACGCCAGUAUCUACUUUCUUGUGGUGAUGAGCUUUGAUCGUUACGUGGCCGUCACCAAGGCCUUUGCUUCUUCCUCUCUUGUGACUCGGCUCCGGAGUCCGGAGGCUUCCUACAUCUUCACAACAGCCGGGUGGAUCAUUAGCAUCCUCUUCUCCGUUCCCCUGUUUAUGUACAGUAGUGUGAGUGGGUGCCACUGUGCUUACCAGUUCCCCUCCUAUGGACAUGAGUAUGGUUAUAUGGAAAGUUACUGUCAACAGUUUAUGCAAAAGUUUCCGGGCGACUACGAAAGUGUUCAGCAUUGUAUAAACGAAACGAGAAACACAAACCUCACAGAACACUUAAAUGCGCUCAAUGAAAGCUUUCCGUUUGAUUACGACGAAUUCGAAGUUUUUGCAGAUAAUAUUACCACGAUAGCCGCAGCAUCUGAAACAGUAACUUUUCCUUUUCAAUACAACGGCUUAGGCAACGAAACUCUCAUUCACAUAUGCAAGCAUCAAGAAAACAGGGUCUUCUUCGUCUGGCUAAGUGUGAAUUUUGUCUUCGCGUUUUGCCUGCCGUUAAUUUUAAUCUCGUUCUUUUACGGGAUGAUCAUUAAAACUAUAAUGCAGUCGAAGAAAGUUGGAAACAACGAAGCGCAGCGUUCUUACCGACGAAGAGUGACCACUAUCGUCCUGGCUUUGGUGUUUCUUUUCGUGGCCAGUUGGUUACCAUGGCAUAGCUUCCAACUGGCAAAGAUCGUUGGUUUUCCAAUGCCGGCCGAAAGCUGCACCAAUUUUCAAUAUGGAGUGCGAAUUACAGCUUAUCUAAGCAGCGCUCUGAAUCCCUUUCUCUACAGUUUCCUAGGAGCUAGAUUUGCCCAAAGACUCACUAAAGCAAAGGAGACGAUGCGCCUGUCAGCCACACGACACUCAAGAGUUUUGAGCGGCGAUUCAAAACGGAAUAAAAGACACCAUAGCACCAGUCACAGCGGCAGUGUGAGGCAGCCUACUGCUGAGCGACCGGCAGAGGCAGCACGAGACGUUGUGUACUGGCGAGGGACCACCGAGAACGGAAACACGGGCGAAACAUUUGCCAAUAAGACAGAGAAAACAGAAGUUUGAAGGAGUUGAAUCUUGAUGGGAAAAAAUGUUAAAUUUGCACAUAUUUAAACAUUGCGUAAAAAACUGUGAAAGACUUCUUGAGACGUUUAUUUUUUCUUGUCUUAAUUUGUUUACGAUUGCGGAACAAUGCAUAAUAGUCAUUUUGCAUGCUAUUAAUUUAGAUACGAUAUACGGACCUGCUUAUCGAACGGCGGUGUCAUGUUUGUGUGUGCGAUUUAAUAAUUAAUGAAUAAGAUACACCGGUAUUUGCGUUAGAGCAAACAACUCAUUUUCCCCCAUGCAGUAUUAAUAUACCCCUGAGUACAGGUUAAAGACUACACUGGAAAUAGGACAAGUCCUGUUUGGGAAUCCUUGACAGUAAUUAUCAACACAUGCCAUCGUGGUUUAGGCUUCUCCCACGCCGUGAUUUGCCACGCCGCAGAAACUAAAUUCCGACGAAUGCCGGAUGCGUAGUGCAUGCGUUCGCUGUCGUGCCCAUUUGUACAUUAUGGUUCAUUCGACAAAAAUAAAUCAUUCUCUGCAAA